Molecule: messenger RNA, 2623 nt
Organism: Wyeomyia smithii (pitcher-plant mosquito)
Lineage: Eukaryota; Metazoa; Arthropoda; Insecta; Diptera; Culicidae
Gene: pb
Product: homeotic protein proboscipedia
Exons: 6
Coding region: 465-2420 (651 amino acids)
Biological process (GO): regulation of DNA-templated transcription
Molecular function (GO): DNA binding; DNA-binding transcription factor activity, RNA polymerase II-specific
Source: RefSeq, a predicted model, not a curated record
AUAAAAAUGAUGCACAUGUUUUCUAUACCCGCCGGAACGUCCGUAAGUUUACACAUGUUAUAAUCAUGUUAGUCGUAACCGUAACGUUAGCCAGUUCAGACGCGUCUCAUUCAGCUUAAAUCUCUUACUCAACAGAAAAGGAAUUAAAUAUUAAUACUGUAUCAACGGCUUAAAGCUGAACAAUGCCUGUACGUGUAUGAGUGAGUGAGAGGGCGCGUUCAUAGUAGGAUAAAUCGGUUUUUAGAGUGAGCCACAAAGCAAGUGAAAAUCCAUCCUCCAGUGUUUCGAAAGGAAGCAUAUCGUGCAAAGUGAAUGUAGUGCACUGUUAUAUCCAUAAUCAAAAUCUAAUCCUCGGGAUGUAUAUAUUGCAAAAUUGGUCUGGUGCGUGUUUAGCGUUUUAGUGAAAAUCUAGAAUUCAAUGAUCGACCGAUAAUUGGCGCGUUUGUGUAAAGUAGUAAGUUACCAUGCAGGAAGUUUGCAGCUCGGUAAAUCCAGUGAAAUCGGAAACACCAAAUUUGACUGCCCUGCAAGGCACUUUAUUAGUGGAUGUGGAUGCACCUUCAUCGCAGACGCACUCCCCGCUGGCAUCGGCAAUUUCGCACAUAAAUAGGAAAUCGGUGGCCAAUGACAAAGUUAACCGAUCCGCCGGCCAGAAUCUGCCGCUUGCGGAUCUACCGACGCAAACACCGGUCCAUCCCGAUUCGUCCUACUGGAUGCAGAACGAGAGCGGAUUCAUCAACUCGCAGCCUUCGAUGGCGGAGUUUCUGACCCACAUCGAUAGUGACAGCCCGAAGAUCAGCUCCCAGGGCUACCAGAAUGGACCAAACGACAGUAUUGAAUCCGUCCCGGAGUAUCCCUGGAUGAAGGAGAAGAAGACGGCUAGGAAAAACCAAACCCAAGCUGAAUUCGUGGCUGAGAACGGUUUACCCAGACGACUGCGAACAGCCUAUACUAAUACCCAGCUUCUGGAGCUAGAGAAGGAAUUUCAUUUCAAUAAGUAUUUAUGUCGCCCUAGGCGAAUAGAGAUUGCAGCCAGUUUGGAUCUUACUGAGCGGCAGGUCAAGGUGUGGUUUCAGAACAGACGAAUGAAACACAAGCGUCAGACGCUAUCCAAAACGGACGAUGAAGAUUCGAGCAAAGACGACUUAAAAGAUUCCAAUUCCAAGAAAUCUUGCCAAGGUUGUGAGCUGCCCUCGGAUGAUAUUCCCGAUUCCACAUCUAAUUCGAGAGGCUUGAACAACAGUACGCCGAACAACUCCACUACUCCAAAUUCCACUGUUGAAAUUGGUACUUCAACGAGCAACACAGUCAAUGCGGACUCCAGUGUCGCAUCCUGUGGGAGUAUCGACGAGGAUGAGGAAGUGCAUACCAGCGUGAAGAAAAAACGGGAAAAUAGUACCAAAAAGGAAAGCUUCCUGGCAACGAAAGGAUUAAAUCACCACAAAACCUUUGACAGUCGUAAAGACCCCAGCAUGGGUUCACCGCAAAUUCCCACAACUACAAACGUCAUCACGUCGACCGGAAUGAUUCCGAACCCCGCGGUGCAUAGUCAGUAUAAUCAGAUCGGAUUACAUCCAGUGAUAAGAAACAAACCCCAGCAUCAGACGGAUUACGAGAACGUCGGCGGCCACAAUGGCGGUGGAUGUUACGGAAAUCCAAACAAGCAAGAAUACUUCAGUAAAGUAGACGUUAGCUAUCAUCAAUACACUAAGACAAUGUCAACGCAUCAGUAUAUCGCCCAACCAACGACAGCCAGCCAAAAACCAGAAAUGUCUUCAGGUAUAAAUGUGAAGAAAAUCUGCACCCGAUUUCACUCCGAAGGUGCUAGAAUACAGCAACAUCACGAAGCGUAUUCCCAUCAAAAUCCGCAUUUCUACAAUAAUGAUAGCGCAACGGGUUACAGCAAUUUCAGCAAUAUCCAGUGCUAUCAUAAUGAGUACGAUAUCCAGACCGAGUCCAGCGGUAGUUAUUACGAUCCGAAAACCCAAUCCUACUACUACGAAGGAGCACCUUAUUAUCAUCAGCACCAUCCCAAUAUAAUCGGAUCAUCUGGAGUGCCAACUGCAACCGCAUGUCAGACAAACAACUUUCUGAAUAACGACACGGAAAACUUCAAUUUCCAUCAACCCUAUUACGAGACGCAUCAGGCUGGUAAUCAGUAUCAUCUGAGUGCCAAUAGCGGCGCCGCAUCCAACAUGAUCGAUAUGAACCAUCAACCGCACGGUCACGAUCCGGCGGUGUACGGUGCCACUCAUGGCAACAAUCUUCCCAUCAGCUAUGGACAAACCAACGGAAAUAUCGUUACGAACAACGUUAAUCCUAGCAUUACACAGUUGGAAAACUCUAAUUCAUCUUCAGAUUUCAACUUUCUAAGCAACCUGGCAAACGAUUUUGCUCCCGAGUACUAUCAGCUUAGUUAAUGUUAUUUGGCACACACACACAAACCCUGGAAGAACGCUUUUAUAUCAAACAGAGUCAGUCAUUGUUUUUAUUAUCUAUUACAUUUAAAUGUAAAAAUCUCUAUUUUAAGUUUCCUUGUCCGUUUCCGCGUAAGCUAGAUAUGUGAAUAUAUGGAAAUAUAUAUAUUAUUCGAACAAAGCGUCGCACCUAUAUUUUAUUAUUU